UCUCCUCAGCCGAUUUCUUUCUCUCCCUCUCUCUCAGAAUUUUCUUUCUCUCUCUCGGAUUCCCUCUCAAGCUCUCGCUGAUUCUUCCUCUCGCCUCCUCCCUCUCGUCGCCUGUGGUUGUGCGAAUUGUCGAGAGUUGUGGUGCGAAGGGUUCCGACGAGGGUUGCGAGAGAGUGGUUCGAGGGUUUGUUCGGGGUUUUGUGCGAAGAGCGUUCGGGUUUUGAGCGAAGUUAUUCGAGGGUUGUGCGAGUUCAGACGAGGGUCGUUGUGCGUUGUUCGAGGGUUUUGCUCGAGAGUUUGGUGCGAAGAGAUUUUGUGCGAGUUUGUCGAGGGUUUUGUUCGAGAUUUUCAUGCGACGAGUUGUGCGAAGGUUGUGCGAGUGGUGCGAAAAGGUCGAGGGUGUUGUGCGAGACCGUGCUGCGACGAGGGUCGCGUGGUGUAGUGUGUGUGCGUCGUGCGAAGCAGUAGCGCGAGCGUGCGUGGCAGCAAGGGUCGCCGGAAUUCGUCAUCGGUGUUUAUCGCCGGUAAAUUUAGCGGUCCCAAUUUCAUAAGCGGCUCGUUCAAUGAAGUCAGCGAAAAUUCUCCGCUACAAGAUGGUUCACGACAUAGGUUGUAAAGACUAUUUGAUGAAACAAGUAAGGGAGGACUGGGAUGUUUGGUUUUUUAAGAUGAAGUCUGCUAUGGAUUAUAGAAUUAUGCAAGGGGAGCAGUGGUUACGAUCUGAGGGCUCUAGGAUACACUUCAUGCUUCGAUAUGUUCCAGACAUAGAGCCAUAUAGAUUCGUUCAUCGUAGGUAUGGAGAUAUGUGGACUACAGAGGGGUAUUUCAAUAGGAAUAAGCAUACCUACGGAUACCAGAACCUUCCUUCUGAAAAACACUUCCUCACUGACCUUAAAUACUGCGAGAAUGAGUGGAGGGUUCGUGAAACGAGAGGUCAACACCCUUCUACUUCAUCUAAAAGGGAAAGUUCGGGUAAUAGGACCGUAGAUGGAAAUUCUGAGGACCCAGGGGUCAUACCUAAACCACCAUCGGCAGCCGAUGACUUUCAAAAUCUUAGGACAGUCACUUAUGUCUCGGACGAUGAGAGAAACAAUAGGACCUUCAUUAUAGUGUUGGACGGGGUUCAGCCUGCACCAGGGUUAGAUGGGGGAAUGAUGAUGACGAGCCACCCCCACUAG
Beta vulgaris subsp. vulgaris (sugar beet) is the source of this 1178-nucleotide messenger RNA. RefSeq lists its product as uncharacterized. The record is from RefSeq and is a predicted model, not a curated record. Lineage: Eukaryota; Viridiplantae; Streptophyta; Magnoliopsida; Caryophyllales; Amaranthaceae. The coding region runs from base 564 to 1178 and encodes 204 amino acids. The transcript has 3 exons.